Messenger RNA from Ruditapes philippinarum (Manila clam), 3991 nucleotides. RefSeq names its product zinc finger protein rotund-like. Gene Ontology annotation, cellular component: nucleus. Gene Ontology annotation, molecular function: DNA-binding transcription repressor activity, RNA polymerase II-specific; RNA polymerase II cis-regulatory region sequence-specific DNA binding. The coding region runs from base 470 to 1843 and encodes 457 amino acids. The record is from RefSeq and is a predicted model, not a curated record. Gene Ontology annotation, biological process: negative regulation of transcription by RNA polymerase II. The transcript is spliced from 5 exons. Lineage: Eukaryota; Metazoa; Mollusca; Bivalvia; Venerida; Veneridae.
UGUGACACUUGCGUAUAAAGAAUUAUAUUUCAUGCUCAUUUGGAUAUAGAAAAAACCGUCGCAGUGCACCGCUGUGCGACUAAUAGCAUCUGAAUAAUUUAAAGUUACUUAAUGAUAUCAUUUCAAAUGAAAAGUGAAAAUGAGAGUGCUCCGAUGCAAUCGAGAUAUUUUAAUGCACAAUUUUUAUGGCUGCUUUAUGGCGGAUGUUAUUAUUGAUAGGUCGGGGAAAAAAUAAAUUUGUGCUGUAAAAUAACAAACGGGAUAUAGUUUGUGGAUAAGGCUACGCUUUACAACUAAAUACUAAAAAUAGAAAUGUUAUGGUUUUGGAUUGCAUAAUAAUAACUGUAAACUUCUUUUUUGUUCGUAAUUUUAUUCAAGUAAAUAACGAUCAAGUAAACACAUGCAGGACUGCGCAUGAACGAUUUUGCAUGUUUUUGUGUGUGUCGAGGUUAUUAGUUCACUGAGAGAUAUGAGCACAAAAUGGCCGCCAAACGUGAUUUCCGCAAAUCCAUGGUUCUUUUAUAUGCUGUCGCAAGGCAACAUCAAUACAGAUGCUAUGAACAACAAUCUACAGGAUUCUGUCCGGCAUGGUAGUACAAGUAGUGCGGGCAGUUACCGUAGUAACGGAGCCCCAAGUGGAGUUAAUAGUCCAACUACUCCACAUCCACACAAUGGCACAAGUGGUCCACCAUUGGUGAUACCACAACCAGUAAAGCCAGCCCAGAACAAAUCGGGGAGUAAAACAUAUCAAUGUAAAAUGUGUGAUCAGAUUUUCUCUUCAAAGUCAGACAUGUUGAUUCAUUGUCAACAAGUUCAUAAAACUGAGAUGAAGACAUACAGUCCAUCUGCAUUUAGAUGCCCCCAAUGUCAGAAGUGUUUUGCGAAUUCAUCUUAUCUGUCACAGCACAAUAGAAUACAUGCCGGAAUAAAGCCGUACAAAUGUGAAAUUUGUGAACGAAAAUUUACCCAGUUGUCACAUCUACAGCAGCAUAUACGUACACACACUGGUGAGAAACCUUACAAAUGCCACCACUCUGGGUGUGGGAAAGCUUUCUCUCAACUAUCAAAUCUUCAGUCACACUCUAGAAGUCACAUGACAGAUAGACCAUACCGUUGCAACUCGUGCUACAAGUGCUAUGCUGACGAGGCCGGUCUAAGAGAGCAUAUACCGAAACACAGCGAAACGAAACACAUAAAGACGCAAAUUUGUAAAAUUUGUGGGAAAGCAUACACGCAAGAGACUUACUUGGCACGGCACAUGCUUAAACAUACAGGAGAGAAUGCGAAGUUACAAGGCCAGAGGGCGCCAGUCAAGCAAGAACCGUCAGAUCAUUCCAGUUUAGAAUCAGCAGUUGAUUUUACAAGAAUUUUGGAUCGCGUAGAUCACAGAGCUCAAGAAAAUGCAACGCCAGCAUUAAAAAGUCCUGGAUCGUCGGUGUCAUCAGCAUUUAUGCCGCUAGCUCAGUUCGGCACGACCAGCUCAAAUAAUUCAGCAUAUCCGUACGGAUCGGGGCUAAAUUCUGGACUGUCGUCUGCUUUGUCAAAUAGCAAUUUAAGCCCCUCCCUGCCACAUAUAUCAUCGAUGUCGAAUCCACGCUACUUUCCUUACGACCCAUUAGGAUUUAGAAAAUCAGAUCCUGUUGACAGAUUGGUCAGUGAACGUCUUGUCAACGAUAGACUUGUGAAUGAUAGACUUGAUCGUAAUAUGAAUAUGCCUAUGACAACUAGGCCAGAUAGCAUGUUAGCUAAUAGUUUCUUAAGUUUGCAGCAUAUCAAAAAUUAUGCUUCCCAGCAGAUGCCACCAUCUUUUUCCCCAUGUCCAAGUAAUUCUAGGUUAACAUAAAAGCAGCAGCAUCAUGUGAUUGCUAUUUAUAGAAUGCUAUUUAUAGAAAUUCUAUUUAUAAACAUUAUAUAAGCGGAAACAUAGUUUCACUUCUAAGUGCAUUUAGGUAAUAUGGAUCUGAAAGAUAAAUUGCCAAAAAUGUGCUGUGCCAAGUGAAAAGCUUUACUGUGGUUUUAAUUGAUGUAUUUUAAAAUGACCUGAAUAUAUCUAUUAUGAGGUUUUUUGUGUGAAUGUGUUGUACACUUAUUCUGUGUUUAUUAACACGGACAAGAACUUACAAUAUUUUUUAAAGCAAUCAACAUAAGCUUCACUUUGAGAGAAAUUAAUCAUUUCUUGUAUCGAACAGAUUAUUCUUUUAUAUACAUAUUUCAAAAUUACUUAAAAUUUAGAACUAUCAAACAAACCAGGUCCAAAUUGAAUUAUUUACUUAUGAAUACAUUGUGUCAUAAUUUUCUGGCAGCAAAAAUAUUAGUGUGAUUUUAGCUAUGAUCCAAUUAAAAAACGAAGAGUGGGGACAUAAAAAGAGAUCAUCUUUUAUGGAAGCACUCAUGAUUUCCCAUCAUCAGUCUCCCUCACAUUGACAUGGAUCAAUAUUAUGUAUUUUCAUGAAUAUUUCAUGUAUAUGUCAUGCAUUGUGAAUUAGUGUAUCUGCACAGUUUAGAUCUCUGGAACAUUUUCCAACAAAAUCUCCGUCACUGACGAUAUAAAACCCUCCCCAUAACUAGAGCAUAAUGUAAAAGACUGCAUGAAUUCUUGUAGGCUACAAAAUUCUGUUUUCGACAGUUUUAUUAGCAUUUAAUCAUUGGUUUAAAUUAAAAAACAAGAUGUUUUUCAAGUUGUAAUGAUUUCACAUGCAUCUCUUUUUUUUUAAGAAGAUAGUAUUUACCUCCCUUAUUUGUAUGGAGCAAUUAUUUCUUUUAUUUAACAGGCCAUUGCUCAUUAAGUCAGAGGCACCAAACAACAACAACAACAACAAAAUAAACCAGGACAUGAGCAAAUAAAGAGCCUGUCUUAUAAAUGAAUAAAUACUAUACUUGAAAAUUCCUGGAAAAUCUUGCGUUAAAAAUAGACUUUAUGGUGUUAUGAUAAUUUAUUUAUAUCUCUUUCCAUUAAUUUUCUAUGGCAAAUCUGUCAUUUUUUGCUGUAUAAAUCAAAUACGGUUAGGUGAUAUUCAUCGUAAAGUAGUUUUUUUGUAUUAAAUUUGUUAAAUUAUGUGCAAAAUUGCAUACUUAGUUUAUACAUUUUCGAUAUUUUUUUGUUUUACACAAAAUAGUGAGAGUAAAAAAACACAUAAAUUUACAGUUAAAAAAAAAUUGAGAUUGAUACCUUGUGAUUGAUCAUCCCCCAUCAGUUUGCUGGGUGGAGAAGUUGUCCAGUACAAGAGUAACUAGAUAAUUAAAUAACACUGAUGUUGUAAUAAUGGAAUAUUUGUGCAUAAUGUGACACUGUCUUGAUGAGGGAACUUUUAACUUUCUAAGAACAAUUUGUUUUAGGCAUGGUUUUAAAGAGGGGAAAGUUGAGAUUGGCAGCAUUCUAACAUGCAUUUGUUUGUUUUUAGUUGUUGUUGUUUUUUCUAACUUUUCGAUCCCUUUCUUGUUUGUUCUAAACCAUUUUGCCAGUUUGGAAAUAAACUUUCUAUUGUACCUUACAAAAGAAAAGGAAACAUUUGCUGGUGAACUUUCAGAAAUAUGUGAAAAAAGCUGCAAAAGAAUAUUGAAUGAUACUAGUAUAGACAUUAUGAAAUUAACUCAAUUUUACAAAAACUACCCAAAAGUAGUGGAAUGCAUGUAAAGUGUUAAAAGUGAUGACUGUUGUUUUUGAUGUUAUAUUUCACCAGAAAACUAGAAAAUAACUUAUCUAUGAACUAUUACUAGUUAGGACAGUAUUAUGUAUAGAUCAAUGAUAUAAAUAGUUCCACAUUUGCUUGUCGUGAGUGUUAUAUUGCUGAACAUAAAAUGGGGAGAAAAGACCCAGAGUAGUUUUCCAUGUUAAAAGUGGUUUGAAAAAAAAAUCUUAAAAAAAAAAUUAAAUUUUUAUGUGUUGUUGAAUGUAUGUAAAAUAAUGUUUCGAGAGAGGAAUACUGAAAACAUUUGUGCAACACUUCUUUCUUUUUUAGGUAAUUGUUUUAUUUAUCUUAAAGAUAUGUAA